This is a messenger RNA of Chiloscyllium plagiosum (whitespotted bambooshark), 1591 nucleotides long. Its product is annotated as ferritin heavy chain, oocyte isoform-like. Gene Ontology annotation, cellular component: cytoplasm. Gene Ontology annotation, molecular function: ferric iron binding; ferrous iron binding. The record is from RefSeq and is a predicted model, not a curated record. Gene Ontology annotation, biological process: iron ion transport; intracellular iron ion homeostasis. NCBI's taxonomy places the organism in Eukaryota, Metazoa, Chordata, Chondrichthyes, Orectolobiformes, Hemiscylliidae.
GCAGCGUCGGGGCGGGUGGCCAUUUUGGAUGUGGCAGGGCCUCCGCCAUCUUGGGUGUGGAAAGCCCUCGAGUUGCCGCAAAGCUCCGCCAUCUUGGGUGUGGCGUCCACCCUACUCUCCCCACAACAACAGAAAUUGGUGGUGAAAUCUCAGCAGAUCUGGCCGCAAUUGUGAAAUCUGGAUGACAAAAAAUCUCAUUUGUUGAAUAUGUUGAACUUGAAGCCGGGCCUCCUGGCUCAAAGUGCAAUUCCACUGGAUUCUCCCUAAUUUAACAGAAUUGCCCCACAUGAGGAAACAUCCUUUCGGAGGGAAAGCUUUGAAGAUUCUCCUGUCAGAGCCUUCCUGAUGCGGACGAAACCACCAGGACAAAGUCAGGAAGCCACCGAGCCGAUUUGUCAAUCCUUCCCAAAUCUCAGGCCAUCUCGCCACCACUCCCUGCUGUUCACACCUGAGCUGCUCGAUUAGUUGGAAGAUCUGUCACUCAAUAAGCAUGUAGCAACUUGAAGGGAGAGUGGGCUGUGCCUGAGCAAUAAUAUAAAUUCGGGGGCACCUGCGAUAUAUUUUCAGAUGUUGAUUCUGAGUGCCUGGAGCAGCUGUUCCUGAGUCAAUACCAGCUCUGAGGAUUUGACCCUGUUUUAAAGAUCGGUUCAGCAUGGACCAUAAUAUCCGCCUGAAUUAUCACAAGGACUGUGAGAGUGCUGUCAAUCGCAUGAUCAACAUGGAACUCUACGCCUCGUACGUUUACCUCUCUAUGUCCUAUUACUUUGACCAAGGAUCUAUUGCCCUGGACAACUUUGUGAAGUUCUUCAAGAAGCAGUCAAACAAGGAACGUGAGCAAGCGGAGAAUCUGAUGAAAUUCCAGAAUCAACGAGGAGGUCACAUCGCCCUGCAAGAUAUCAAGAGACCAGAACAAGAUGACUGGGACAGUGGUCUGCAGGCAAUGCAGUGUGCUCUGCAGUUGGAGAAGAACAUUAACCAAAGCCUGCUGGAGCUGUACAAACUCUCGAAGGAUAGAAGUGACCCUCAUUUGUCUAACUUUCUGGAGACCCAUUACUUGGAGAAGCAAGUCAAGACCAUCAAGAAACUUGGUGACCACAUCACUAACCUGCAUCGCUUAGGUGCCCCUCAGAAUGGCAUGGCUGAAUACCUGUUCAACAAGCACACUUUGGGGGGAGAGUAGACCAUGCAACACCAGACUCCUCACACCUUCCAACUCAUUGACAGCAUCUAUUUCUCAAAAAAUUCUCCAGAGCCUGAAGACAUAUUGUCUGGUUCUAGAAUUCUCUGUCGUUUGAUACCCAUUAGAAAACUCCCCACUGUUUGCCAAUUUAGUUUAGCAGCUAACAUUGCUGGAUUGCCACUGUGUACAACUCCUUUCAUUGAAUAACUAGGCAGCAGAGUAACAAGUUCCUGACUUUGACUAGGGUAAUAACUCACUCGAAGAAAUUUUUCCAAAGGUCACAGACUGGUUUGGAACAGGAAGAGAUUGUAUGGCCCUCAGUGAGUCUCUACCACUCAUAGAGCUGUACAGCUCGGAAACAGACCCUUCGUUCCGACUCGUCCAUGCUGACCAGACAUCCUAAAUUAAUCU